AUGAAAACUCUCAUCUUUGCAGCUGCCGGGCUACUGCUUCUGCCACCCACUUUCUGUCAAAGCGGUAUGGAAAAGGACACCGACAACUUGGCAGAGCCCACUUUACCUAUUAAGACCUUUCGUGGAAUUCCCCAAAAUUCUUUUGAAGAGUUUCCCUUUUCGGCCAUAGAAGGCUGGACGGGACCCACCAUAACUGUAAAAAACAAGUGUUCUGAUGAAAGUGUUUCAAAUCUCCAUGUGAACAAUGCUACCAUGGUGUACCUGAAAAGCUCCUUAAGCACCAAACUGAUACCUGCCAUCUAUAUCCUGGUGUUCGUGGUUGGUGUGUCAGCCAAUGCAGUGACCCUGUGGAUGCUCAUCUUCAGGACCAGGUCCAUCUGUAUGGCAAUCUUCUACACCAACCUGGCCAUUGCGGAUUUUCUUUUUUGCAUCACACUGCCCUUUAAGAUAGCAUACCAUCUCAAUGGCAACAACUGGGUGUUUGGGGAGGUCAUGUGCCGGGCUACCACUGUCAUCUUCUAUGGCAACAUGUACUGCUCUAUUUUGCUCCUUGCCUGUAUCAGCAUUAGCCGCUACCUGGCUGUUGUCCACCCUUUCACUUACCGGGGGCUGCCUAAGCGUACCUAUGCCUUGCUAACAUGUGGAUUAGUGUGGGUAACAGUUUUCUUAUAUAUGCUGCCAUUUUUCAUCCUAAAGCAGGAGUACUACCUUGUCCAGCCAGAUAUCACCACCUGCCAUGAUGUCCACAAUACAUGCGAGUCUUCAUCUCCCUUCCAAAUCUACUACUUCAUUUCUUUGGCAUUCUUUGGAUUCUUAAUUCCAUUUGUGGUCAUCAUCUUCUGCUACUCAGCCAUCAUUAGAACACUUAAUGCAUAUGAUCAGAGAUGGUUAUGGUCUGUGAAAGCGAGCCUCCUCAUCCUUGUGAUUUUUACCAUUUGCUUUGCUCCAAGCAACAUUAUACUCAUUGUUCACCACGCUAACUACUACUACAACAACACUGAUGGCUUAUACUUUAUCUAUCUCAUAGCUUUAUGCCUCGGUAGCCUGAAUAGUUGCCUUGAUCCAUUCCUGUAUUUUCUCAUGUCAAAAAUCACAGAUCACUCUACUGCUUACCUUACAAUGGUAAAACCAUCUUAG
This is a messenger RNA of Orycteropus afer afer, 1137 nucleotides long. RefSeq names its product coagulation factor II thrombin receptor like 2 (gene F2RL2). Lineage: Eukaryota; Metazoa; Chordata; Mammalia; Tubulidentata; Orycteropodidae. The record is from RefSeq and is a predicted model, not a curated record. The coding region runs from base 1 to 1137 and encodes 378 amino acids. Gene Ontology annotation, molecular function: thrombin-activated receptor activity. Gene Ontology annotation, cellular component: membrane. The transcript is spliced from 2 exons. Gene Ontology annotation, biological process: blood coagulation; phospholipase C-activating G protein-coupled receptor signaling pathway; positive regulation of Rho protein signal transduction.